Punica granatum (pomegranate) is the source of this 2582-nucleotide messenger RNA. NCBI's taxonomy places the organism in Eukaryota, Viridiplantae, Streptophyta, Magnoliopsida, Myrtales, Lythraceae. The record is from RefSeq and is a predicted model, not a curated record.
ACGUUGUUUUGGCCCGACAACCUCCCAAAUACUGCGAGCAACCACAUCCGAUCCAAUCCCGUCAGCACAGCCCGGCAAUCUCCCCCAGUCGACCGAUACCGUCUCACAACGGAAUUGGGCAGAGAAGGCGAGAGAGAUGGAGGGGAUCUCGAGCCACACCGGGCUUGACGAGCUACCGUCGGCGGUUCUGGCCACGAUCAUGGCGAAGCUCGACGUGUCGUCGAUAUGCUCGGUCCGAUCCACAUGCAAGGCCUUCAGAGCAUGCGCUUCUCAUGUCCUGUCUUUCCUCCCGAGCUUCCAUCUCCUGGAUAUCGCACCUUCGGUCGAUCUGUUGAGGCCGCUGUUGCUGCCGAACCCCUACAUGAGAAGCUUGAAGGUGGACUGCGAUCGGCUGAAUGAUUCGUCCAUCAGUGUCUUGCUCCGUCCUUUGUUGCAUGAGCUUUCUCUCAACAAUUGCGCGGACUUCACUGGAAAAUUGCUUUCGGAGAUUGGAUCUCGAUGCCAGGACCUAAAGUAUCUGUACUUGGGAUCUGUAUCCGAGAAAAGGGGGCGAGCUCUUCACGUGUCAGAUCUUGAGGAACUACUGAGUGGUUGUACUCGGUUAGAAGCAUUAUUCCUCAUGUUUGACGUCUCCAUCUUUAUUCGUCACAACUUUGCUCGGAUAUGGACUUUGGCUUCAAGAAAUCUCACUACACUCGAGAUAGGUUACAUAUCUUCUGUGAUGGUCACUGAGAUGCUGACUACUAAUUUGGAGUUACAACAACCACAUAUUCAACCACCAGUCUUUCCGAAGAUCCAGAAGUUGAGCCUCUCGGUGGAUUAUAUCACUGAUGCAAUGGUUGGAACGAUAUCUAAAGGCCUCGUGUCUUUAACUCAUCUGGAUCUCCGAGAUGCACCAAUAAUAGAGCCAAGACUUACAUUCGAUCUCACCAACUCUGGCCUACAACACAUAAAUCCGCAUGGAAAAUUGAAACACCUUUCACUAGUGCGGAGCCAGGAGUUUCUUGUCACCUAUUUCAAACGAGUCAAUGACCUUGGCAUCCUCUUAAUGGCUGAUAGGUGUGCAAACAUGGAGAGUAUAUUUCUUGGCGGCUUUUGUCGGGUUACAGACUCGGGUUUCCGAACAAUCUUGCACUCAUGCUCUAGCCUUUACAAGCUUAGGGUCUUUCAUGGGACUUUCUUAACAGAUCUGGUCUUUCAUGACAUUCGUGCCACUUCACUCUCACUGACGCAUGUCAGCUUAAGAUGGUGUAAUCUUCUUACGAAUCUCUCUGUGAAGAACUUGGCCUCGAACGUGGAUCUUCAAGUUCUUGAUUUAAGAGACUGUAAGCAUCUUGGGGAUGGAGCCCUUCGUGCAAUUGGGACUCUUUCAAAACUGAAAGUCCUACAGUUGGAUGGCUCUGAUAUUACUGACAUGGGACUUUCAUACUUGAGAUGGAGAGUGAUUGGGUCCCUUACUUCACUGUCCCUUAGAGGGUGCAAGAGACUCACCGAUAAGGGCGUCUCAGUCUUAUUCGAUGGCUCUUCUAAUUUAGAGCUUCAAGAACUCGACUUAUCUAACAUCCCAAACCUCUCUGACAACGGAAUAUUGUCUCUGGCCAAAAGUCAUGCCCCAAUUCGAGAACUUCGAAUGAGGCAGUGUCCCUUAAUUGGAGACACUUCUGUGAUGGCAUUAGCCUCGAUGCAGGUCGGUGAGGAGGAAGGGUGGCAAGGGAGUAGCCUGAGGUUGCUUGACCUUUACAACUGUGGUGGCCUUACGCAGCUGUCAUUUAGGUGGUUGAAGAGGCCUUAUUUCCCAAGGCUGAGGUGGUUGGGAGUGACAGGUUGUAUUAAUAGGGACAUGGUAGAUGCUUUAGCAAGGAGUAGGCCGUUAUUGCAUGUGGCAUGCCAUGGGGAGGAGCUGGGGACAGACCCGUGGAAUAACAUGGAUGAAAUAUACGUGCAUGAUGAUGAUGAGGUGGAUGAGUUCGAGCAAUGGCUUCUGGAAGGACGAGGUGAUGAUGAUGAUGAUGAGGAUGAUGACGGUGAUGAAGAUGAUAAUGAUGGAGGGGGUAAUGGCCACGGCCCUGACCACGAUGAGGUGAUGAAUGAUGCAGAGAAUGCAGAGGCGAUGGUCGAGUGAUUUAUUUAGUGGCUUGUAGGAGGACCGGAGAGCGAUGGUCGUCGUGAACCUGAGUAAGAUGAAAUGAUUAAAUGAUCACUGUGAAUCUAUGCCUUGGGUGUCUUCUCUGAUUGAAUUAAAUGACUGGGUCAUAUCCCCUAUGCAUGAUGAGGUGGGUAGGAGAUGGUGCUUUGUGACAAUGAUUACGACGGACUUGGGCAUGAGCAUGUUGGAGUAAGCAACGAUUAGGCCAACAAUUAUGCACACUGCACAGCAAGGUGGAGUGACUUUUCCGAUGUUCUGUAAAUUUAUGGUAAACAUGUCCAUGACUUAAAGAGUCGUAGCUGUUAUGAAUUUCUGACUUUGAUGUUGUAAGUAGCUCUUGUGAUUGCAUUUGGAAGAUAUGUGUAAGGACCAUUCAUUGGUUCACUUUUCUGAUACUUCCUGCUACUAUAUAUGCCUCGGCCAGUCUUUUCUUUCC